Molecule: messenger RNA, 941 nt
Organism: Leptinotarsa decemlineata (Colorado potato beetle)
Lineage: Eukaryota; Metazoa; Arthropoda; Insecta; Coleoptera; Chrysomelidae
Gene: FRG1
Product: FSHD region gene 1
Cellular component (GO): striated muscle dense body; catalytic step 2 spliceosome; nucleolus
Molecular function (GO): actin filament binding
Source: RefSeq, a predicted model, not a curated record
AUGAUGUGAUGUCACUGUUGUUCGUUGUUUAUUUGAAGUUGUUUUGUCUGAAGUAAAUAUGUCGGAAUACGACAGUAUACGCAGGGGAAAAUUAGUUUUAAAAGGAGAAAAACAAAAAAGUAGAAAACGUAAACAUAAAAGUAAAAAACAUGAAGAAGAAGCUCCAAAAGUUGAUCUUGAUCGAGUGAAACACGGAAACUGGUGGAAGGUGACCAAAAUAGAAGAAAUAUCCGGACCAAUUGCUAUAGAAUUUGGUGACCAGACAUACGUUAGCGCAUUAGACAAUGGUCUCUUCACUAUUGGAGCCCCACAUAACGAAGGAGAUGGUCCCUCUCCUGAAGAAAUCCUUACUGCUGUUCUGGUAGACGAAAAAAAAGUUGCCUUUAAAUCAGGAUACAAUAAAUAUCUACGAGUGGAGAAAAAUGGAAUCGUAACAGGUCGAUCUGACGCUAUCGGCCCCAUGGAACAAUGGGAACCUGUAUUCCAGGACGGCAAAAUGGCCUUGCAAUGUGCUAAUGAGUGUUUCUUGAGUAUUGACCCGGAAGAUGAUUCGGUAGUAGCAAAGACUCGAAGAGCUGGCCCCGAACAAUUUCUUACACUCAGAUCACAGACGGUGAAAGAAGAGAAUCCCCUCAAAGACGUUCCAAGUGAAGAACAGGGUAAUAUUUCGCAAAUAGAAAUAAAUUAUAUUAGGAAAUUCCAGAAGUUUCAAGAUAAGAAGUUAAAAAUUUGUACAGAGGCUAAAGACGUACUGAAGAAAGCUAAAGAAGAAGGUAGUUUACACGAAGCAAUGUUGGACCGCAGAUCUAAAAUGAAAGCAGACAGAUAUUGUAAAUAAAGCAAUUUUAAGAGUAAAUGGAAAUUUUAAAAAUAAGUGUAAUGAUUGUAAACAUAAGAAAUAAAUGAAAUGAAAAAAGUUGGUGAAUGAUUUGUGGUCUGAA